CGGAAGCGUUGAAGAAGGCGCCGGUGCCCCUCCGCUCACGCGUCACGGAAAUCCCACCCGCAAAAAAACGGUUCCGUUUCCUACCAACAAAGUCUCCUCCCCUUCCCCUUGGCGGUAGCACACGCAUCCGCCGCGGUAGUCCCCUUUCCAAUCUACCUCACCAACGCGCAGAGGAAGCAUCUUCUAUAAUACUCCUUCUAAAGCAGCCCCGCCGCCUCCCGACGGAGCCGAUUCGAUUCGAUCCCGUUGGAAUCUAGCCGGGGUGCUGCCACGCGCGGGGAAGAUGCACAGGAGCAAGGGGAAGCUGUCGGGCGUCCUCAGCAAGGGCUUCAAGCCCGACAAGUGCAAGAUUGCCCUCAAGAUGGCUAUGGCGCGGAUCAAGCUGCUGCGGAACAAGAAGGAGGUGCAGGUGCGCCAGAUGCGCCGCGAGGUCGCGCAGCUGCUCGACGGCAACCAGGACCAGACCGCGCGCAUCAGGGUUGAACAUGUCAUAAGGGAAGAGAAAUUCAUGCAAGCAUAUGACUUGAUUGAAGUGUACUGCGAACUUAUAGUGGCACGCAUGUCCAUUAUUGAUUCACAGAAGACUUGCCCUAUUGAUCUGAAGGAGGCAAUAGCAAGUGUUAUAUUUGCAUCAAUGAGAUGUUCAGAUGUCACAGAACUAGCAGAUGUUCGGAAGAAUUUCACAAGCAAGUAUGGGAAAGAGUUUGCCACAUCAGCUCUUGAAGUGCGACCUGACAGUGGCGUAAACCGUCUGGUAAUCGAGAAGCUCUCAGCAGGAGCACCGGAUGUACAGACUAAAACCAAAACCUUGAGCUCAAUUGCGGCAGAGCACAACAUAAAAUGGGAGCCAAAAGCAUUUGAAGAGCAGAAGCAAAAUGAAGAUCGGAUGUAUGGAUCAACAUAUUCUGGAGGAAACAUUCCAACUUCGGGGUCAUCUGCUUCUAGCGUGCCAACUCCUCAACCUGCAGCAGCUCCCUAUUCAUCUGUUCAACCAGCCACUUCUCGUGUGCCUGCAGGACCUUCUUAUGAAUCUUCUGAAGCUCCAGCUAAUAGAAACCCACAUGGCACUGCCAACUCUAAUGCUUCCACACAGGAAAAUAGAAGGGGUUCGGAUGCUUCAGUGCCUCCUAGCUUCCAACAUGGUGCAGCUACUUAUUCCUCAGCAAAUAUUCCUGGAUCUAACAACUACUCUAAUACUGGGAGUUCAAGUGUUUCUAGACCUCACUCCCAAUUUGGCUCAACAGUUCCAGACCCAGUAUCCAGGACUGAAGAGAUCAACCGGCCUAGGGAAAGGAAGUCUUCAGCUAGUGGUUCCAAUUGGAAUGUAGAAUUCAAGGAUGCAGCAUCUGCUGCACAGGCAGCAGCAGAUUCUGCAGAGAUGGCAAGCAUUGCUGCCAGAGCUGCAGCCCAACUUGCUAGCCGUGGAAACUUCUAUGCAGACCAAGAUACUGGUGCUUGUGAAUCAACUGCUUAUAUGAAUGACACUACACCCAGGAAGCAACAAGCUGGACGUUUGAUGAAGGAUGGUAAGAGUUUUAAUGAGCAGAUUUCAGGUAUUAAUGAUCCAAGGAUGAUCUCAAGUAAUGCAAGAAAAGAUGAAGAAAGAGCAGAAACAAAUCACGUGAGUAGCCAGAAUAUGUCAACUCCUUACUCCUCUCAGCUCCACUCGUAUGCUCCUGAAAGCCGUACUGAUCAUGACAUGCCAACUGAACCACAUCAUGCUCAUUCAUCUGAGCCUCCAUAUUUUAAUGAUUCGUCUGAGCCUCCAUAUUUUGAUGAUUCAUCUGAGAAAGAAAGCAAUAUCAGAAGACCUGAGGAUCACCCAUUUGAUUUGCAUGAGGAAAGGUUGCCAGAUGCUGGAUUUGAUUGGCACCACACCAAGGAUAUAGGAAGCAGGCAAGCUAGCUUUGAUCAAGAGAGCAGGAAUAACCACUAUAGUAAUUUUAGUGCUUCCCACGGUGGCAGCAGUACGUCUUGGGACAACCAGAAUGAUAAAGCUGGAGCUGAUUCUUCAGCUGUUUUAUUCGAUGAAUAUGACUAUGAUGUUCAAAAAGAGAACUUACUGGAUCAUUUCGCUUCAAAACAUACUGAAGAGCUGCCAACUGUGCAGGGCCACAAGGGAUUCUCAAGUGCAGAUUGGAGUAAGCAGCCUAGAAGUGAAUCUCCGGUUGAUCGUAGCACUUCAAAUCUCUUUUCAAGAACAGAAACACAGCCAUCUUAUGAUUUAGGAGCAAACAAAGAGGAUAUUCCCCUGAAUGAUACUAGACCACCUACUUUUGAUUCAGAUGGUGUUAGUUCUGACGAGGAAACAAGUACAGACAUGCAUAUCUUAAGGACCCAUUCAAGAGGAUCUGAUUACUCUGAGAACAAAAUGUUCAAUAAGAAUUCUGGAGAGUUUGUUCCUGAUGUUAAUGAUAGUAUUGAAGAUCAUGAAUCUAGGCCCAGCAAGCAAUACCAGAAUCCACCAGGUUCUGAUGUAUUCCACAAGGAGCAAAACAGUGGCGGUUCACCUAGAUAUGACUAUUUGGGAGCACGGGGGAACUUGGGUCGUGUGCAAAGCAGAGAUUAUGAUCUUUCAGAAGAAGAAACAGAACCACAUAAAUUGGAAGGUACAUCCUCAGGGAUGACAGGAGCAAAUGAGAAUCGGCCCUCGCCUUUCCGCAUUCCAACUUCAGCAACAUCUGAUGACAGCGAUGACGGUGAUGUUGGCCUGAAUUAUGGAAGGUUAACUCCUGGACUAAGAAACAAACUCAGGCAAGGUCCACAAUACAAAAUUUCUGGGGAUAACUUGCGAAAACGGUCCUUAGAAGGAGCUCCUGCCAGCAUUGAAGAAUCAGUGCAUUUCAAAGAGAAUGACACAUCAUCUGAACAGAUGGGUUCAUGCACAACCAAGAAUUCUUUUGGUGCAAAUUACCACAGUGAACAUCUCGAUGGGAGACAUACUGUUGGCAAGCCUGUGGAAUCAAGAUCAUCCAUGACGAGGGAUGACUUAUAUUCAGGUGAUACAGGGAAGUUAUCUGAACGAUCUGGCAGUCCAAUUUCUAGCCCAACCAAGACUUCUGUUAGGGAAAAUUCUAUUCAAGAGCCACAUCUUGAAAGACCGGGUAGUGGGGUGCGCAGGGAAAGUAGAUCAAGAACUGCCAGAACUUUCUUUGAUUCAGAUGAGAGCGAAGAAGAAUUGGAACGACGCCGGUCUGGCCAGACAAAGUUGUCUAAAGCGCAGAUACAAUCACGGAGGACUCGGGAGGUAGCACCCGAUACAAAGAGAGAUGGCCGAGCCCGGGUUGGAGCACAGUAUGCCGUUGAAGCUGAAAGCACGCCAAAAAGCCCUGCUAAAGCAUUCUCCAACUCGAGUACUGAACAAAGAAAAGUGGCACCUGCGUACUCCAGGGUUUCAGUACAGCAGUCUUUGCCAAAUCCUGUGCGCAUUGAACCUCCCGCAGCUAGAGGCAGGUGGCAAGAAGAUGAACCGGAUGGAAGUUCUUCUCCAGAAAACGAGGGAAACACAGAGACCUCAGCAGAGACCCUGAAAGUAAGCACCCCAACAGCUGGUCCUGCCCACGUCCACCCCAAGCUUCCAACAGACUAUGAUUCUUUUGCUGCACAUUUUAAGUCGCUCCGAACUAAUCGCCGUUAGGGAUACACAUACAUGUAUACGGUUUGAGAAACUUCUGUUGAGAUGUGUACAGUAUAGAAACACACUGGUUGGAGAGACUUAUUGUACCCUGGUAUUUUUUUUGUAAGGACACCAAUUCUUUCAUUCUCUUUUGGCCUCAGAUAUACAGCGUCUUUGAUAGGUUAUGUUUUCCUUGUAGUGUUGUAAUAAGCACAUUACGCGCACAGAUGUACACAACCCCGGGAUUUCGUUCAAUUUGUUUGUUUGACUCGA
This is a messenger RNA of Triticum urartu, 3889 nucleotides long. RefSeq lists its product as uncharacterized. Gene Ontology annotation, biological process: protein transport. The record is from RefSeq and is a predicted model, not a curated record. Lineage: Eukaryota; Viridiplantae; Streptophyta; Magnoliopsida; Poales; Poaceae.